CCUGUCCGCUGGAAAACAAUAGAAGCAGCACCGAAGGGGCAGCGCUAGCCCGAUCCGACUGGACCAAACCGCUCUCAAAAUCACACACCUCGCGGCUCGGGCUCGGGCAGGUGGGGAGGAGGAACACCCGGGAACCCCUCGGGAGACAAACUAACACACAGAAUGACUGUAUUUAAACGGUAGAGGAGCUAACGGUAGCUCGUAAACGAGGAGGAUCAGCUGUUUGUAGGCAGGAAGGAGCGGACAGCCACGCGUUUCACAGUAAGUCCAUUUAAAUAAGCUUCUUCUCUCGUGGGGUGUCGGGUGAACUCAAACGGGUUCAACCGGGUGAUCCCGAACGGGCUCAACCAGCUGAACACCAACGGCUCAACCAGCUGAGCCAAGUUUGUGAAGUAGUUAGCCGUCGAGCUAACUAGCGCCCCCCCCCCCCCCCCCAAGCUAACCAAAGCUAACUACUUUUUUACAUUUAAAAAAAAAUACUCGCGCAGAUUUAAAAAGUUUUCUGCCCGCCGGAAAACAAAGUCAUGCAGCUCGUCCGGAGGGUCCCCUCGGCUCCUACCAGCGCGCGAGAGGCCCCCGAAACACUAUUUUAAUGGGUAGUUUUUAAAGGAAUUCUCGACGCUCCAACUUUGAUUUUUUUGUUGUGUGUUAGUGGAGGAAUGCUGCUCGCUUCACUUCUCACAGGGAGCUCAACUCAACGUUUCAUUUCAGCGGAGUGGGUUUUUAUUAAUAAAUAAAGUAGCGGGCUCUGCUUGGUGUUUUUUUUACAUUAAUCGGAUGUCUUUUUCUGCCCCUAUUUUGGGGUUAAACUGCGGCUCUACGCCGACUCUUCUCCGGUGUGUAACGCGGUCAUAGUGUGCAGUGAGUGGAUGUUGAGGAGCACCGGGAGGCGGGAUGGUACCGCGCAUAAAGCCCGUUAAUGUCCGCGGUUCGGCGGUGUGACUGAAGGCCAUUAGCGAGACAAAGGUCGCCUCCAUGGAGCCAGAACGGGAGUCUUUGUGGAGCAGAGGGGGGGUCUAGAGACGCCCAGGGUGGGAAGCGAAAGAGCCCAAUUCAGCGGUUUUAUGGACCAAACCUGAGCCGGGGAUUCUCUUUUUUUCUCAUUUUUUCCCCCCAAAAAACCCAACUAUCAACAAAGUCUUUUAUAUUGAUGAUGGCGGAUUUUGUUACACCGCGACACAGCGCGGUGAUGGAGAGGCUCCGCCGGAGGAUCGAGCUCUUCCGGCAGCAUCACAACAGCUGCGAGAGCCGCUACGAGAGCGCGACGCUGGAGCGGCUGGAGCUGGAGCGGCAGCAGACCUUCGCCCUGCACCAGCGCUGCCUGCAGGCCAAGGCCAAGCGCUCCAGCAAGCACCGGCAGCCGCAGGCCGGCGGCGGCGGCGGCGGGGACCAGGCCGGGCCGAGGGCGCCGGCUGGAGGAGGAGGAGGAGGCGCAGAGCUCGGGGAGACCGGAGGGACGGCGGCGGAGCAGAGCCGGAACAGCACCCUGAUAGCGCUGCAGGAGACGGUGAAGAGGAAGCUGGAGAGCGCCGCCUCCCCGCUGGGCCGCGACCCGGCCAACGCCAACGGCUUCCCCCCCCACAAGAAGGCGUGUCCGGACGGCGGCUCGGCCAACGGCGGCUCGCCGCCGGACUCCAAGCUCGGGGUCGGCGACUCGCUGAGCUCCAACGGGGCCCGCGGGGAGCCGGGGGGGGGGGACGGCGCCGCGGGCCGGGAGCCGGGCCUGGACUUCCGGCGCAAGGAGAUGAAGCAGGAGCCCGACGACAUCCUGCCCAUCAUGCCGCCGGCCGGCAGCAACAGCCUGUUCCCCGACCUCAACCUCAACGAGCAGGAGUGGACGGAGCUGAUGGAGGAGCUCAACUGCUCCGUGGCCUACGAGGACAUCCAGGACAUCCUGAACGACGGCUUCGAGGAGGACCGCAAAGACUCCCUGGCGCUGACUCCGGGUGGAGGAGGAGGCGGAGGAGGAGGAGGCGGAGGAGGAGGAGGAGGCGGCCAGCCGUCCCAGGGUCUGCUCCCUCCAGAUCUGGUGAGCGUGAAGACGGAGUUCUCUCCGUCCUCCGUGGCCUUCGAGCAAGACUCUCGCACCGCCUCCCCCCACGUCAGGUCCUCCUCCUCCUCCUCGGGGCCGCCUCCCCCUCCUCGCCCCACUGGCUCCCCCGUCGCCUCCUCCUCCUCCGCCUCGUCCCCGGCUCUGCCCCCGUCGGCCCCUCCGCCCCGGCAGCAGCUCCAGCCGCCCCCCGGCCACCUCCACCCCGCCGGCCCCCCCGUCCCCAAAGACCUGUCCCCGGCGCAGCAGCUGCAGCAGCUGGCUGCCCAGCAGCAGCGGGCGCAGCACCUCCACGGCCAGAUGCAGCACAAGCAGGCGCCGCCGGGGGCCAAGUUCCACGGCCAGGGGCCCCACGCCCACCCGCCGCCCUGGCCCCCGAUGGCCAACGCCUCCCAGAGCCCACUAGGGGGCGCCAGCCCCUCCCUGUACCCGCAGGACUUCAACGCCCAGAAGCUGAUGCCCGGUCCGCCCAACAAAGGCCCCCCCAAGGCGGGGCCGGGCGGCUACCCGCCGGGGGGCCACCCCACCAUGAUGGGGCACCCGGCGUCGGGGCCGCCGCUCGGCCACCCGCCCGCGCCGGGCGCUCAGGCCUCAGCCGCCAUGCUGAACUACAACAACACCAAACCUCUGUCUCACUUCGAGGCCGGGCCCGGCCAGCCGCGGCUCCCCAACGGCCAGAACCAGAACAAGGCGGCGCUGCUGGCGCUGCUCCGGCAGCAGCAGCAGAGCAAGCAGAAGAGCAGCAUGAGCUUCAGGCAGCACCUCCCGCACGCGCAGGACCAGAACCCCUACCCCGUCCCUCCACACGGCCCGGGCCCCGCCAACGCCAUGGCGUCCGCGCCCGGGAGCAACGCCAUGACGGCCCAGCCGGGGGCCAACGCCAUCGCGGCUAACCACGGGAACGCCACUUACCUGAGCAGCCAGGCGGCGGCGGCGCUCAAGCAACAACAACAACAGCAACAACAGCAGCACCAACAGCAGAUCCUGGAGCAGCAGAAGCAGCAGUACCUGCAGAGGCAGCAGCUGAUGGCCGAGCAGGAGAAGCAGCGGCAGCAGGACCAGCAGCUGCAGAGACAUCUGACCCGACCGCCCCCCCAGUACCAGGACCAGCCGGGCCAGCCGGCCAAUCAGAGCCCUUUCCCACAGCCGCCAGUCAACCAGUUUACAGCUUCCUCUCAGCCAAUGGGUGGCGUCGGCUCCAUGGGAGGCCCCGCCCCCGGCUCCCAGCGCAUGUUCCCCCAGAACCAAGGCAUGAUGGGUAUGGCGGGCGGUGUAGCUCCGCCCCCGACGGGGAGCCAGGGCGACGUCGGCCUCUCGUCGUGCGGAGGGGGCGGGGCCGGCGUGGACGUGCAGCAGGUGCUCUACAACAACAUGAACCUUCACCCCAACCACCCGUCUCACCCGCCCCAGCACGCCGGCCUGCAGCGCCAGCCGCUGGGCGCCAUGAGCGCCGCCUACAGGCAGAACCUUCUGGCCCAGCAGCACCUGAAGUCGCAGCCCAACGCCGCCAUGUUGAAGCAGCAGCAGCAGCUGGCCGCCGCCCGCAUGCCGGUCUCCAUGCAGAACAGCAUGGCGGCCAACUUGCCCGGCGCCAUGCAGGACGCCCAGAGCGCCGCCUGGCAGCAGCAGCUGGCCAACCAGCCGCCCUCGGGCAGCGCCGGCCUGACCCCCAACGCCUUCGCCGGCCCGCCCAACGCCUUCCACAUGCAGCACCAGGCUCGCCUUCCCAAGAUGGCGCCCGGCGGGCGUCCGAUGGGAGGCCCGAACGCCGCGCAGCAGAUGAUGCAGACCAACAUGGCGGCCGCCCAGCAGAGGGCGCCGCCCAACCCCCAGAGCCUCGGCCCGCCGAUGGCCGCCCAGCAGCAGCCUCAGCAGGCCAAUCAGAACCAGGCCGUGCUCCCCGACCCGGCGGCGUUGGGGCCGCCGCCGGGCGCCGGGCGCCAGGCGCUGCAGUGUAACCAGGGCUACCAGGUGAGCCGGACCGCCAGCCAGCAGCAGCAGCAGGUGUCCUUCGGGUACAACGUGGCGUCGGGGAGCUUCGCCGGCGAGAGCGAGCUGGUGGACUCGCUGCUGAAGGGGCAGAGCACCCAGGAGUGGAUGGCCGACCUGGACGAGCUGCUCGCCGGCCACCACUAGGCCCCGCC
This is a messenger RNA of Pseudoliparis swirei, 4194 nucleotides long. RefSeq names its product mastermind-like transcriptional coactivator 1 (gene maml1). Gene Ontology annotation, cellular component: nucleoplasm; nuclear speck. The transcript has 5 exons. The coding region runs from base 1151 to 4186 and encodes 1011 amino acids. Gene Ontology annotation, biological process: Notch signaling pathway; positive regulation of transcription of Notch receptor target. Lineage: Eukaryota; Metazoa; Chordata; Actinopteri; Perciformes; Liparidae. Gene Ontology annotation, molecular function: transcription coactivator activity. The record is from RefSeq and is a predicted model, not a curated record.